AUGGCUCCUUACAAGGCACUAUACGGCAGGAAGUGCAGAUCUCUGGUGUGUUAUGAAGAAGUUGGCGAAUGGAAGUUAGCAAGUCCAGAGUUGGUUCAAACUACUUCGGAGAAGAUUCCUAGUAUUUGUGAGCAAUUGAAGACAGCUUUUAAUAGGCAGAAGAGUUAUGCAAAUCCGAAAUGGAAGCAUGUGGAGUUCAGUGUUAGGGAGUAUGUAUUCCUGAAGGUGUUCCCUAUGCGAGGCGUGAUGCGGUUCUCUAAGAAAGACAAGUUGGCCCCUUGUUAUAUGGGACCCCUUGAGAUUAUUGACAGGAUUAGAGAGGUAGCAUACAAGUUAGACUUGUCGCCUAAUUUCUCGCAUGUGCAUCCAGUAUUUCACAUAUCCAUGUUGGGGAAGUACAUUUUGGACCCUUCGCACGAGUUGCAACCUCAAUAUGUGGAAGUGAGCGAAGACUUGACUUCCAAAGAGUGGCCAGUCAUGAUCGUGGAUACUUAA
This is a messenger RNA of Ricinus communis (castor bean), 495 nucleotides long. RefSeq lists its product as uncharacterized. Bases 1 to 495 code for a protein of 164 amino acids. The record is from RefSeq and is a predicted model, not a curated record. Lineage: Eukaryota; Viridiplantae; Streptophyta; Magnoliopsida; Malpighiales; Euphorbiaceae. The transcript has a single exon.